AGUUUUGAUAGGUUAAAAGUUGUGUUCUUUUGAAAAAAAAAAUUCAGCUCUUGUUUUCGCAUCGAUUUUCAGUCAGUUCUUCGUGUGCUCUACAGCAAUUGCGCUCUAAUUUUUUGUUUUUUUAGCGUUUUGUUCUUGAAGUCUCAAGUUCACGAGCUUAACCCUCGAUUCGAUUUGGUCGAGCUUUUAGAUCGCAACCAUGGGAACCCGCAGCGUCGCUUUGGUGAUCCUUGCGUCCGUGCUGCUCCAAACCCUCCUCCCCGCGUCGGCGGCGGAGGGUUUGGUGCGGAUCGCGCUGAAGAAGCGGCCGAUCGACCGGAACAGCCGCGUCGCCACGCGCGUCUCCGGCGAGGAGGGGCAGCGCCGGCAGGGCCUCCGCGGCGCCAGCUCCCUGGGCUCGGGAGAUGAGGGCGACAUCAUCGCGCUGAAGAACUACAUGAACGCGCAGUACUUUGGGGAGAUCGGCAUCGGAACCCCGGCGCAGAAGUUCACCGUCAUCUUCGACACCGGCAGCUCCAACCUCUGGGUGCCGUCCUCCAAGUGCUACUUCUCGAUUGCUUGCUACUUCCACUCGCGCUACAAGUCAGGGCAGUCAAACACUUACAAGAAGAACGGAAAACCUGCUGACAUUCAUUAUGGAACUGGUGCAAUUUCUGGGUAUUUUAGUGAGGAUAGUGUUACAGUAGGUGAUCUGGUUGUGAAAGAUCAGGAAUUUAUUGAAGCUACCAGGGAGCCUAGCAUUACUUUCAUGGUUGCAAAAUUUGAUGGUAUUCUUGGGCUAGGAUUUCAGGAAAUAUCUGUUGGAAAUGCAGUACCUGUGUGGUAUAACAUGGUAGAACAAAGUCUCAUCAGCGACCCUGUUUUCUCUUUCUGGUUCAACCGACAUGGUGAUGAAGGAGAAGGUGGUGAAAUUGUGUUUGGUGGAAUGGAUCCUAGUCAUUACAAGGGUGAUCAUACAUACGUCCCAGUCACUCAGAAGGGAUAUUGGCAGUUUGAGAUGGGUGAUGUCCUUGUUGGUGGGAAGUCCACAGGGUUUUGUGCUGGCGGUUGUGCAGCGAUUGCAGAUUCUGGAACUUCCUUGCUUGCUGGCCCCACAGCCAUAAUUACUGAAAUCAAUGAAAAGAUUGGUGCUGCUGGGAUAGUCAGCCAGGAGUGCAAGACAGUUGUUGCUCAAUAUGGACAACAGAUCCUAGAUCUGUUACUAGCUGAGACACAGCCAGCAAAGAUCUGCUCUCAGGUUGGGCUGUGUACUUUUGAUGGGACUCAUGGUGUGAGCUCUGGAAUUCGGAGCGUAGUGGAUGAUGAAGCUGGGAAAUCGAAUGGUCUCCGAAACGAUCCAAUGUGCAAUGCCUGUGAGAUGGCUGUUGUAUGGAUGCAGAACCAACUUGCACAGAACAAAACCCAGGACCUGAUAUUGAACUACAUUAAUCAGCUAUGUGAACGUCUCCCUAGUCCCAUGGGAGAAUCAUCAGUGGACUGCGGCAGUUUUAAAUCCAUGCCCGACAUUGCGUUCACCAUUGGAGGCAAAAAGUUUGCACUGAAACCAGAACAGUAUAUCCUGAAGGUUGGUGAAGGACCGGCUGCCCAGUGCAUCAGUGGAUUCACAGUUAUGGACAUCCCACCACCUCGUGGCCCUCUCUGGAUCCUGGGCGAUGUUUUCAUGGGAGCCUACCACACCGUCUUCGACUACGGCAAGCUGAGGGUUGGCUUCGCACAGUCGGCCUGAAGAGAUGGUUGAACUUGAACGCAUGCGCCGGGAGAGAAGUUUAUUAGCUUGUUGUCCGGCGAUGUGUGUAUAUAUGUACAUGUUUAGUGAUGCUUUCCGAGACUUGAGAUGACGCCCGUCUGUUUUAACCUUGCAAGAAUGUUUCUGGAUGUCUUUCCCAACUUUGUUGUUUGACUUGUCUUUCUGGAUUGUCGCCGUGAACCAGUGGUAACGCGUCAUAUCCUUCGUUGUACGAGACAAAUGUUCACCGACACAUCUAAUUGCAACGCUAAUAAGUUUUACCGGAUA
This is a messenger RNA of Phragmites australis (common reed), 2014 nucleotides long. Its product is annotated as aspartic proteinase oryzasin-1. The record is from RefSeq and is a predicted model, not a curated record. Bases 200 to 1726 code for a protein of 508 amino acids. Lineage: Eukaryota; Viridiplantae; Streptophyta; Magnoliopsida; Poales; Poaceae. Gene Ontology annotation, molecular function: aspartic-type endopeptidase activity. Gene Ontology annotation, biological process: lipid metabolic process; proteolysis. The transcript has 14 exons.